Molecule: messenger RNA, 2620 nt
Organism: Solanum lycopersicum (tomato)
Lineage: Eukaryota; Viridiplantae; Streptophyta; Magnoliopsida; Solanales; Solanaceae
Product: laccase-12-like
Biological process (GO): lignin catabolic process
Cellular component (GO): apoplast
Molecular function (GO): copper ion binding; hydroquinone:oxygen oxidoreductase activity
Source: RefSeq, a predicted model, not a curated record
UGCAUCUCUACUAAUACUCGAAUCAAGUUUUUUUAAGGCAAGGAAAACAAUGGAAGUCUUCAAAAGCAUUGCAAACACGACGAGUUCUUUCUUUGUUAUAUGCAUUUUGCUUCUCUUUGCAAAUGCAGCAUCUGAAAAAACUCACUACCAUGAUUUUGUUAUUCAAGCAACACCAGUGAAGAGGCUGUGCAAAACUAGCAAUGCCAUAACGGUGAAUGGACAAUACCCUGGACCAACAUUAGAAGUUAACAACGGGGAUACUCUGGUGGUUAACGUUGUUAAUAAAGCUCGAUACAAUGUUACUAUUCACUGGCACGGGGUUAGGCAAAUGAGAACAGCAUGGGCAGAUGGACCGGAAUUUAUCACUCAAUGCCCGAUUAGACCAGGAAAGAGUUACACUUACCGGUUUACAAUUCAAGGACAAGAAGGGACACUUUGGUGGCACGCCCACAGCUCGUGGCUUAGGGCUACGGUUUAUGGAGCUUUGAUUAUCCAUCCAAAAGAAGGCGGAAACUAUCCAUUUCCUAACCCCAAAAGAGAAACACCAGUUCUGCUUGGUGAGUGGUGGAAUACGAACCCUAUUGACGUUGUAAGACAAGCAACAAGAACAGGAGCAGCUCCUAAUGUAUCAGACGCUUAUACUAUCAAUGGUCAGCCAGGUGAUCUAUACAAGUGUUCUAGACAAGAUACCACCAUAGUCCAUAUGGACUCUGGCGAAACUAACCUCCUUCGAGUUAUCAAUGCUGGAUUGAACCAACAGCUUUUCUUUACUGUGGCAAACCACAAGCUUACUGUAGUUGGAGCAGAUGCUAAUUAUGUUAAACCUUUCACAACAUCAGUCCUUAUGCUCGGACCAGGACAGACAACCGAUGUCCUGAUCAAAGCUGAUCAGACGCCAAGCAGAUACUACAUGGCAGCACGUGCCUAUGCAAGCGCUCAAGGCGCACCAUUUGAUAAUACCACAGCCACAGCCAUCCUCGAGUACAAGAAAUCGUCUUGCUCUUCCAAUUGUACCACAACUAAUCCCAUUUUCCCAUUGUUACCAGCAUAUAACGACACAACCACUGCUACAGCCUUCACAACCAAAUUCAGAAGCCCAAGAAAGGUUGAGGUCCCUACUGAAAUCGAUGAAAAUCUAUUCAUCACAGUUGGGCUGGGACUCGAGAACUGCCCAACAGGUGCACCCUCCAGUAACUGUCAAGGUCCAAAUGGAACUCGAUUCGCUGCCAGUAUGAACAACAUAUCGUUUGUGCUGCCAUCCAAUUUUUCCCUGCUACAAGCACAUCACCAACGCAUACCUGGUGUCUUCUCAACGGACUUCCCAUCUGUACCACCUGUAAAAUUUAAUUACACAGGCAACGUAAGCCGAUCUUUAUGGCAACCUAUUCGAGGAACUAAGCUGUACAAACUGAAAUAUGGGGCAAAAGUGCAAGUUGUGUUACAGGGGACAGGUAUCUUCACAGCUGAAAAUCAUCCAAUUCAUCUUCACGGAUACGAUUUCUACAUCAUUGCUGAGGGUUUCGGUAACUUCAAUCCAAAAACAGACACAUCUAAAUUCAACCUUAUUAAUCCACCUCUCAGAAAUACAGCAAGUGUACCAGUUAACGGAUGGACAGUCAUCAGAUUUAUCGCGGACAAUCCAGGAGUGUGGAUAAUGCAUUGUCAUUUGGAUGUUCACAUUACAUGGGGUUUGGCGAUGGCGUUCCUCGUGGAAAAUGGAGUUAGUGAGCUCGAAUCUUUGGAGGCUCCUCCCGUAGAUUUUCCUGUCUGUUGACGAUUGCAAGAAGCAACAACAAACAAGAAUUAAUUUGAGUUUUUAACUAAACUUGAAUCUCGCAUUGCUAUAAUUAGUUUAGCCUUUGGGUAUAUAGGAAACAAUAUUGCAAUGUGUCCAACUUCAUCAAUACUAUUCCCAUUGGUGUUACCUUUGCGUUUUGCAAUAUAUGAAAUCUAUUUUGUUCAAUGUAAAAGUACGAUCGUGAGGAUAUAUACAAUCUUAAAGUAUAACUGAAGAUGUAUACAUAUCUUUUUUUAAAAGUUCAGGGUAUAUUUGUUCUUUUCUGUUUUAACAAUAUUUCGAUCUCCUAUUUGCAAACUAAGACAAAUACAUAAAAAGAUUUCAUCAAAUAUGACACUUGCAAACUUUCAUCUUAUAUGAAUUAAAGGAAAAAUCACUUUAAUACAACAAACUCAUUUUAUCAUAUUUUCUAAAAUUUCCACUAUUUGAAAAAAUAACAAAAAAUUCUACUCUCCUAUCUUAGAUACAUUACUUUACGUGAUGUAUCGAUCAGAUACAUUACUUUACGCGAUGUAUUAGCUGGAUACAUCACUUUACUAAUGUAUCAGAAUGUGCGCGAUGUAUUGAGACGUUGAAUGAUGUAUCCGAAAUCAAGACGCAAUGAAUCCGGACGUUGAAGGAUGUAUGUGAAGUCGGGAUACAUCACUUUACUAAUGAAUCGGAACGCACGCGAUGUAUCGGGACGUUGAGUGAUGUAUCUUGAACGCGAUGUAUCAUGAUGUUUUGGGAUAUAUCCGGAUUCCACCAAAUUAAAGAAAUUUUUAUAAUUUAAAAAAGAGUAAGCAUAUAAUAUAAUUAGCUCUUAAUACUAUGAUUUUUGUG